Messenger RNA from Stylonychia lemnae, 1482 nucleotides. The record is from the annotation of a GenBank genome assembly. NCBI's taxonomy places the organism in Eukaryota, Ciliophora, Spirotrichea, Sporadotrichida, Oxytrichidae.
AUGCCCAAGCCAAGAAAAAGAUUCUUGUAUAUGGACCUCUAAUUGCAAGUCAUCCAAGACUCUGAUUCACCAUAUGUCGCCAAAGUAAAGUCAAUUGGAGUCAUUCCCAUAUUAAACUAAAAUCUAUCUCAAUCAAUUAUUGAAGAAUUUGAAGAAAGAAUGAAAACUAACACUCUAGGAACACAUGGUAUGCUUAACUACAUGCAAGCUUUGACAAAAUCAUUUUACAGCGAAGAGAAUCUUAUCCAUUAGAUAUAGUAAUUGAAAUUUGACAUGAUUAUUUGUGGAGCAUUUUUAGAGGCUCAAUUUAUAGCAAAUACACUACAGAUACCUCUAUACAUUAGAAUACUAACCGGAAAUCCUGACACUAUGAUGUAAGUUAUGUUGAAAUAGCACACUUCCCAUUCAUCAUAGCUUCAUGCAGCUAGAACUUCAAUUUUCGGAAUGGAAAAGCACCCUGACUUUCAUACUUUCUCUACAAAUUUUUUUACAAGAUUAAGAAAUAGACUUGCUGAGUAUAUCAUUGGUGGAAUUGGUCUUUAAGUUAUUCAUUACUAACUUGAAAAGUAAAUACCAGAUCACCUGAAAUUAAAUGCAACUGUCCACAGAGCUCCAGAUAUGAUACUUUACACCGGAUAUGAGGGUCUUUCACCUCCUCUUCCACUAUCAUCUAAUUCUAGAAUAAUCCCUCCUAUAAUUGAGGCUGAAAAUGGAGUCUAGGAUAUUCCAUAAGAUCUCUAAGAUUUUAUGAAUAAACAUGAAAAAUUGAUUCUUGUCUCAUUUGGUUCUGUCUAAAAUCCAACAAAUGAAACUUUGAGAGAAAUAUCAAAAUUUAUGUAAAAAAGCCCUGACUAUGGUUUUAUAUACUCAACUAGAAAUAAGAGGUAUUUUUAGAGUGAAAUAUUUGAGACUAUUCAAAGUCUUGAUAAUGUUUAUAUUGCCAAAUGGUUACCUUAGACUUAGAUAUUGAAUAAUCCAAAGGUUUAGAUAUUUUUUACUCAUGGCGGAUAGCAAAGUUACAUUGAAUCUAUUGAAGCAGGAAAACCUAUGAUUGUUAUUCCAGUAUUUGCACCAGACUAGUUCUUUGCAUGUGAAUAUGUAUAGAUGCAAAAACUUGGUGCAUGCAUGUAUAAACCUGAUGUUGAUCAUUUAGUUGAGAUUGUUAGAUAUGUUGAGCAGAAUAAUGGCUUUAGAGACAGACUUUUGAUCCUAAAGAAAAUGAUUGAGAAAAAGAAAAAUCAAGGCUUGGAUAUGCUUUACUGGGUUGAUUACUUGAUGGAAAUAGGCACUAGUGAAUUUAUUACUUCUAAAUAAUAUCAGUGGUUUAAUAAUCUACAGCUUUAUGAUGCAGAUGUCAAUAUUGCUAUUGAUAUAAUCAUAAUUGCAAUAGCUGCAACAAUAAUUACUAUGCUGGUGAAGAUCUAUAGACUAGCCACUUGUAAAAAGGAUAAAAAAGAAUCUAAAAGUAUUAAGAUUGAAUGA